Molecule: messenger RNA, 1158 nt
Organism: Armigeres subalbatus
Lineage: Eukaryota; Metazoa; Arthropoda; Insecta; Diptera; Culicidae
Exons: 3
Source: RefSeq, a predicted model, not a curated record
GGAAGAAGGAAGAAGGAAGAAAAAAGAAGAAAGAAGCAUGAAGGAAGAAGGAAGAAGGAAGAAGGAAAAAAAAAGAAAGAAGGAAGAAGAAAGAAAGAAGAAAAAGGAAGAAGAAAGAAAGAAGAAAGAAGAAGGAAGAAAGAAGAAAGAAGGAAGAAGGAAGAAAGAAGAAGGAAGAAGAAGAAUAAAGAAGAAAGAAGGAAGAAGGAAGAAGGAAGAGAGAAGGAGGAAGAAGGAAGAAGGAAGGAGGAAGAAGGAAGAAAGAAGAAAGAAGAAAGAAGAAGGAAGAAAGGAGAAGGAAGAAGGAAAAAGGAAGAAGAAAGAAGGAAAAAGGAAGAAGAAAGAAGGAAAAAGGAAGAAGAAGGAAGAAAGAAGAAGGAAGAAGGAAGAAGGAAAAAGGAAGAAGGAAGAAGGAAGAAGGAAGAAAGAAGAAGAAAGAAGGAAGAAGGAAGAAGGAAGAAGGAAGAAAGAAGAAGAAAGAAUAAAGAAGGAAGAAGGAAGAAGGAAGAAGGAAGAAGGAAGAAGGAGGAAGAAGGAAGAAGGAAGAAGGAAGAAGAAAUAAGGAAGAAGGAAGAAGGAAGAAGGAAGAAGGAAGAAGGAAGAAGGAAGAAGGAAGAAGGAAGAAGGAAGAAGGAAGAAGGAAGAAGGAAGAAGGAAGAAGGAAGAAGGAAGAAGGAAGAAGGAAGAAGGAAGAAGGAAAAAGGAAGAAGGAAGAAGGAAGAAGGAAGAAAGAUAAAAGAAGAAGGAAGAAGGAAGAAAGAUAAAAGAAGAAGGAAGAAGGAAGAAGAAAGACGGAAGGAGAAAGAAGGAAGAAGGAAGCAGGAAGCAGGAAAAAGGAAGAAGGAAGAAGAAAGAAGGAAGAAGGAAGAAGGAAGAAGGAAGAAGGAAGAGGAAGAAGGAAGAAGGAAGAAGGAAGAAGGAAGAAGGAAGAAGGAAGAAGGAAGGAAGAAGAAGGAAGAAGGAACAAGGAAGAAGGAAGGAAGAAGAAGGAAGAAGGAAGAAGGAAAAAAGAAGAAGGAAAAAGGAACAAGGAAGAAGGAAGAAGGAAAAAGGACGAAGGAAGGAAGAAGAAAGAAGGAUAAAGAAAGAAGGAAGAAGAAAGAAGGAUAAAGAAAGAAGGAAGAAGAAAGAAGGAAGAAGGAAGAAAGAAGAAGGAAG